CUGAGCUGGACUUCCGGGUCUUUCACAAAGAGAAGAAACAACAACAAGUCGGCGGAAGAGAGCCGGGACCAGGAUUAAAACCAGGUUUAAAACCCGGCCCAGGUCUUCAGCGAACAGGUGCAUUUGCUCACAAAACAGGACGCGCCAUGAUGGAGGACAGCGGAGGGAGGAAGACCAGAGAGGACGAGGAGACGGUGAGCUCAGUCGUGACCGAGACGAGCACGCUGCCGUGGUCUGCAGACAGACAGACAGGUGGACGGACAGGUAAAGCUGACAGGAUGAGCGUGAGGUCAGGUGUGUUUCUUCCCGAGGCGUCGAGCUGCACAGAGAGCGAGAGAGAACUGAAGGCAGAGGUGGAGAGGAGGGGCGGCAGAGCAGGUUUAGACGAAGGAGCGGAGCUACGUGAGGAUAAAACUAGGGUACACCUGUUGGAGGAGGAGCCCCGAGAGAACCUCCUGCCAGAGAAAGCUGCUCAGGUGUUCAGGCCUGCAGUGACUGCCCUCCACUCCCCCUCCUCACUCAGAGAGUCUGGGCCGCUCUGGGAAAUGGAGUCCGAGAAGAGUCCCUUCCUGGGUCCCCGAGGAGUUCCCGAGAACUACAGUCAACAUUAUUACCUGCCCGAGGACCUGCGCUCCAAUAAACGAGGGCAGUGCUGUCUCAGUACGGAUGUCCUGAAGAUGGGCGUGUCUCUGAUGGCCUCGGCGUUCUUCUUCCCUUUACUCGUCUGGGGUGGUUUUGUGUUUCUGCCAUUUGACGCCCCGCUGCUGGAUGGUGCCCCCCUCCGGCUCGUCUACACGCUGCGCUGCUCUGUGUUCGCUGCCACCCCCAUCGUCCUUGGUUGGCUUGUUCUGGGCAUCUCACGGCUAAGGUCAGGUGUGCUUCGUCCUCUGUUUGAUGAUGAGAUAAAGGAGGCGGAGCUACAGGAAGUCACUGUCCACCAGCGCUUCAUCUCUGACUCUGCCUCGCUGUUCCUGAUUUACUUCCUGCAGCUGGUCGUUAUGGCGAUGUACCUUAGCCAGGAGCAGCUGAAGCUUGUGCCACUCCUGACCAUCCUCUUUGCUUUUGGAAGGUUGGCGUACUGGGUCGCGGCGGCAUUUGGCAGCAGCAUUCGUGGAUUUGGUUUUGGCAUCUCCUUCCUGCCAAGUGUCAUCAUGAUGGGAGCAAACUUCUACUUCAUCUUCACGAUGGAUGCGGCGAGUUCCAUUUUCAGUGAUCCCCAUGACGAGGCGCCGCCUCAACCUGCAGGCCGACAACGAUUCUGGGGAUAAGACACAAGCAGUGAUUGAUGAUUGUCAUUAUCGAUUGAAAAGUAAAAGCUGUCUUUAUUUUGAGGUUUAAAUGCUUUAAACUGACCAGGCGUAGCCCCGCCCAGCUGGUGUGCGCGGCGCUUGUUUUUUCCUUUAUUAAACUGCUUCCUGUUGAUCUUUUUUUUCUGUGUUUUAUUUUCUACAAUUGUUUU
Molecule: messenger RNA, 1459 nt
Organism: Neolamprologus brichardi
Lineage: Eukaryota; Metazoa; Chordata; Actinopteri; Cichliformes; Cichlidae
Gene: tmem79b
Product: transmembrane protein 79b
Biological process (GO): regulated exocytosis
Cellular component (GO): trans-Golgi network membrane; lysosomal membrane
Source: RefSeq, a predicted model, not a curated record